UCUAAAUUGAAUUUGUGAAUGGAUAAACCCUAAUUAUUGUGUUGUUUAGCUCACGAGUCACAACUCACAACGCAUCGGAUCUUAAAUCAAAUUGUUGUGUAUUGUGGUGCGAACACGAUGUGGUGGAGAUCGGCAUCAUUCAUCAUGGACAGGCAGCAGAACGACGCCGCUUGGAAGGCCGACUCUUCCCACUCCAUCACUCCUCCUCCGGCUUCCCCCACAAACGAAUCCUCAAUCUCAAUCCUUAACCCUAACCCUAACCCUAACGCUAAUCCUAGGAUUUCAGCUUACUACCAGACGAGAGCGGCGCACCACGGCGUGGUGACAAGCGACUGGCUGGCUCAGGCUCAGGCGGCGAUUGGGCCGGAGCCCGAACCCGAAGUGAAGCCCGAUCCGGAUAAGCCCUUCAGUGUGAUCGACGAGUUUAAUAACUGGCGGAAACAGCCACAUUUGGCGGAAGCUGUCGCAGCCAUUCGCGCCUUGGCCGCCGUCAUAAGGUCGAGCGAGGCCACCACUAUGAUGGAGCUGGAAAUCGAGCUCAAGAAGGCCUCCGAUUCUCUCAAGGUAACACUAGUAGUAAUACUCACUCACUCUAUUUCUUCUUUCUUCGUUCAUUUGCAAUUGUUGAUGUUUUUUUUUUGCUUUCAUUUGCAGUCUUGGGAUACAACUUCUAUCUCUUUGACAGCUGGUUGUGAUCUGUUUAUGCGAUAUGUGACUAGAACUUCUGCUUUAGAGUAUGAAAACUUUAAUUCCGCAAAAUCUCGCUUAAUCGAACGUGCUGAGAAGUUUGGGGAAAUCUCCUACAAGGCAACUUGCUUCCUCCCCUCCCGCUUUCACUGCAUUCUAAGUUUAUUUCCUCACACCUUCCUUUUUUUUUUUUUUUUGCAGGCUCGUAAAAUUAUUGCAAUGUUGAGUCAAGAAUUUAUAUUUGAUGGUUGUACAAUUUUGGUUCAUGGUUUUUCCAGAGUUGUCUUUGAAGUUCUAAAGCUCGCAGCACAAAAUAAGAAGCUAUUUCGUGUCUUCUGCACAGAGGGAAGACCAGACCGAACGGGAUUACGGUUGUCCAAUGAGCUGGCCAAGCUUGAUGUUCCUGUGAAACUUGUAAUAGAUUCUGCAGUUGCAUAUACUAUGGAUGUGGUGGACAUGGUUUUUGUGGGUGCAGAUGGAGUUGUGGAAAGUGGGGGCAUAAUCAACAUGAUGGGGACCUACCAAAUUGCGUUGGUUGCACACAGUAUGAAUAAACCAGUCUAUGUCGCUGCUGAAAGCUACAAGUUUGCUCGUCUUUACCCUCUUGACCAAAAGGAUUUAGCCCCUGCUUUGCGCCCGAUUGAUUUCGGUGUACCUAUUCCACCCAAGGUCGAGGUUGAAAGGUCUGCGCGGGACUACACUCCUCCUCAAUAUCUGACUCUGCUUUUCACAGAUUUAGGUGUUCUUACUCCAUCUGUUGUUAGUGAUGAGCUGAUCCAGCUAUACUUAUAGUCAUACAUGUAUAAAGUUUUUGCUAUUCUUUAAAAAUGUUGGCUACAAUUCAAGAUCAUACAUGUUUCUUGAAACAAUUUUGUCACAAGCAC
Molecule: messenger RNA, 1571 nt
Organism: Abrus precatorius (Indian licorice)
Lineage: Eukaryota; Viridiplantae; Streptophyta; Magnoliopsida; Fabales; Fabaceae
Product: translation initiation factor eIF-2B subunit alpha-like
Exons: 3
Coding region: 118-1479 (453 amino acids)
Biological process (GO): translational initiation
Cellular component (GO): eukaryotic translation initiation factor 2B complex
Molecular function (GO): guanyl-nucleotide exchange factor activity; translation initiation factor activity
Source: RefSeq, a predicted model, not a curated record